Messenger RNA from Gamsiella multidivaricata, 228 nucleotides. RefSeq lists its product as uncharacterized. The record is from RefSeq and is a predicted model, not a curated record. NCBI's taxonomy places the organism in Eukaryota, Fungi, Mortierellomycota, Mortierellomycetes, Mortierellales, Mortierellaceae. The transcript has a single exon. Bases 1 to 228 code for a protein of 75 amino acids. Gene Ontology annotation, biological process: kinetochore assembly; DNA repair; replication fork processing. Gene Ontology annotation, cellular component: Fanconi anaemia nuclear complex; FANCM-MHF complex.
AUGCGUCGUGGACUAAUACUCUCAUUUUCCUCGCUAUGUCUCUAUGUAGCCCAUAAGGAAGCGUUGGAACUGUCAGCGGAGUACCUACGACUGUUUACGAUCGAGGCAUUGCAUCGGACAGCAGCAUACCAGCGGGAACAGGAGGACGAAGAAUUGAGGAACGAGGAAACGUUGAUUGAGCUCGAUUCCUUGGAGGCCAUCACACCACAGCUGGUCAUGGACUUUUGA